AUGGGAUCGAACAAGAGAAGCACAUACUCAUACAAGUUUAAAGAUCCUAAAUUAGACGUUCUACAAGAAUUGGUUUCUCAGCUCCAUCCAGUCUACAAGAUCAACUUUGGGAAGGAUUAUGGCAAUCUGCUCAGUCUCUUGAACAAAGAAGCAGACCCACUGGAUUUUCAAAUAGAACCAAUGUUGGAGGAAUUUGAACAUAUUGUUGGUAUUCCCAUAAAAAACAAACUUCCAUUUAUGGGUGUCGAAGGGAUCUUGGAGCAUGAAGUUAUAAUUGUUGCCCUUCACAUGCAUAAGAAGGAGGUUACUGCAAACCUAGGAGUGAAAGGAAAUACCAAAGGGUUUCCACUCAAUUUUCUUAUAAAGAGAGCUUACACCCUAUUGGAGGCCCAAAGUUGGGAGGAUUGCUACGCUACUAUUGCCUUGGCUAUUUAUGGAAUCGUUCUGCUCCCAAACUUUGACGAUUUUGUAGACAUGACUGCCAUUUGCAUCUUCCUCACGAAGAAUCCAGUGCCUACCCUUCUUGCUGAUGUGUUCUAUUAUCUGACUCGGAGAAGUGCAAAGAAGGGAGGAAUGGUUGCUUGUUGCGCCCCUCUAUUGUACACAUGGUUGCAUACCCAUCUUCCAAAUAGGGGUCCCUUUAUGGAUCAGAAGGAUGCUAGUUGGCCCCAGAGGUUGGGAUCACUCCGAUCCAGCGAUAUUUCCCGGUACUCUAGGGAGUAUGAUGGUACAUAA
Molecule: messenger RNA, 735 nt
Organism: Lathyrus oleraceus (garden pea)
Lineage: Eukaryota; Viridiplantae; Streptophyta; Magnoliopsida; Fabales; Fabaceae
Exons: 2
Coding region: 1-735 (244 amino acids)
Source: RefSeq, a predicted model, not a curated record